CACUUCACGUUUUUGCCUGUGCUUUCAGCACAAGAGCUCAAGAUUUUGGCCUUCUUCAUUCUAAUCACGAAUUAGAUAAGCUAACGAGAGAAUUAUUAUCUGUGUGUUGGUGGGUUUUAGCUGUUUUUGGUUUUGAAGUUCCAAACCACUUACAAUGGAGGGUGAUCUCUAUAAAGCAAGUAGCAGUUUACGAAGAGGGAGCUCUUCGGUGUGGAGAAAUAAUGGGUUGGAUGUUUUUUCAAGAUCUUCACGGGAAGAAGACGAUGAGGAGGCUCUAAAAUGGGCUGCGCUUGAGAAGCUACCUACAUAUGAUCGUCUGAGAAAAGGUAUAUUGGUGAGUGUAUCCAAAGGUGGAGCUAAUGAGAUUGAUGUGGAAAAUCUUGGAUUUCAAGAAAGGAAAGCUUUGCUAGAGAGGUUGGUCAAAGUUGCUGAAGAGGAUAACGAGAAGUUCUUGUUGAAGCUCAAGAACCGUAUUGAUAGGGUUGGUAUUGAAGUUCCAACUAUUGAAGUUCGGUAUGAGCAUCUAAAUGUUGAAGCGGAAGCUUUAGUAGGAAGUAAUGCUUUGCCUUCAUUCCUUAACUUUUCUAUUAGCAUUGUAGAGGGUUUGUUGAAUUAUCUUCACAUCCUUCCAAAUAGAAAGAGACCAUUGACCAUCCUUAAGGAUGUUAGUGGAGUCAUCAAGCCAUCAAGAAUGGCUUUGCUUUUGGGUCCUCCAAGCUCUGGAAAGACUACACUCUUGCUGGCAUUGGCUGGAAAACUUGACCCUAAUCUAAAGGUAUAUAGUGAUAAAUAUUCUUACAGCUUUUGUAUCUUCCAUGAGGAUUUAGCUUUUAAUGUUUGCUUUCUCGUUCUUUGGAUUCAUCUUAAGCUUGAGAUGUUGGAACCUGUCUUGCAGGUUUCUGGAAAUGUGACUUACAAUGGUCAUGCAUUGAAUGAGUUCAUUCCACAGAGAACUGCGGCCUAUAUCAGUCAACAUGAUCUCCACAUAGGAGAAAUGACUGUAAGGGAAACUUUGGCAUUUUCAGCCAGAUGCCAAGGAGUUGGAACCCAACAUGAAAUGUUAGCAGAGUUGUCAAGGAGAGAAAAAGCAGCAAAUAUUAAGCCUGAUCCUGACCUUGAUGUCUUUAUGAAGGCAGCAGCAACAGAAGGUCAAGAGACCAGUGUGGUCACAGAUUAUGUUUUAAAGAUAUUAGGAUUAGAUAUCUGCGCAGAUACUAUGGUGGGGAAUGAAAUGAUACGGGGUAUCUCUGGAGGACAAAGGAAACGUGUAACAACAGGUGAAAUGCUGGUUGGACCAGCAAAGGCAUUGUUUAUGGAUGAAAUUUCUACUGGCUUGGACAGCUCAACAACUUUCUCAAUUGUAAACUCAUUAAGGCAGUCCGUUCACAUUCUAAAUGGAACUGCUGUCAUUUCUCUCCUUCAGCCAGCACCAGAGACUUAUAACCUCUUCGAUGAUAUUAUUCUGCUCUCAGAUGGCCAGAUUGUGUAUCAGGGUCCUCGUGAGCAUGUGCUCGAGUUUUUUGAAAAUAUGGGCUUCAAGUGUCCUGAAAGAAAAGGUGUUGCUGAUUUCUUGCAAGAGGUGACCUCAAAGAAAGAUCAGCAGCAGUAUUGGGCACGUAAAGAUCAGCCUUACAGGUUUGUGACAGUGAAGGAAUUUGCUGAGGCUUUUAAAUCAUUUGAAGUGGGACAAACAAUUACACAAGUUCUUUCAACUCCAUUUGAUAAAAGCAAGAAUCACCCGGCUGCCCUGACAACCAAACCCUACGGUGUUGGAAAGAUGGAGCUGCUUAAAGCAAACUUCUCAAGAGAAUACUUGCUCAUGAAAAGGAACUCUUUUGUGUACAUCUUCAAGCUUUCCCAACUUAUCAUCAUGGCAAUCAUUGGCAUGACGCUCUUCUUUAGGACUGAGAUGAGUAAGGAUGAUCUUGAAGGUGGAGGAAUUUAUAUAGGUGCUUUGUUCUUCACCCUGAUCACAAUCAUGUUUAAUGGUAUGUCAGAGCUGUCCAUGACCAUUGCAAAGCUUCCUGUAUUCUACAAGCAAAGGAACAUCUUAUUCUUUCCUCCAUGGGCAUAUUCUAUUCCCUCAUGGAUCCUUAAAAUUCCUAUCACAUUUUUGGAAGUUGGUGUUUGGGUGUUCCUCUCUUAUUAUGUUAUUGGAUUUGAUCCUAACGUUGGAAGGUUAUUUAAGCAGUACUUGCUGCUCUUACUGGUGAACCAGAUGGCCUCUGCUCUUUUCCGAUUUAUUGCUUCAGUUGGAAGGAACAUGAUUGUUGCUAACACAUUUGGUUCAUUUGCACUUCUUACACUUUUUGCUUUGGGUGGCGUUAUCCUGUCACGAGAAAACAUAAAGAAAUGGUGGAUAUGGGGUUACUGGGUAUCACCACUGAUGUAUGGGCAGAAUUCAAUUCUUGCUAAUGAGUUUCUUGGGAAUAGUUGGAGUCAUGUUCCAGCAAACUCAAGCUCAACAGAAUCCCUAGGAGUUCAAGUUCUGAAAAAUGGCGGGUAUUUCCCACAUGCAUAUUGGUAUUGGAUAGGAGUAGGGGCAUCAGCAGGGUAUAUGUUUCUCUUCAACUUCCUUUACACUGUUGCUCUCACGCUCCUUGACACAUUUGAGAAGCCUCAGGCCGUUAUCUCUGAUGAGCCUGAAGAAAAUGACAAAACUAGAGGAGCCAUUCAGUUAUCACAACUUGAAAGCAGCCACAGAACCAACACAGAGAGUGGAACAAGCGAAAAUAACGAAUCAAGCCAUAACAAGAAAAAAGGAAUGGUUCUUCCAUUUGAACCACAUUCCAUCACUUUUGAUAAUGUUAUAUACUCUGUGGACAUGCCCCAGGAAAUGAAACAUCAAGGAGUAGUUGAAGAUAAAUUAAUGCUUUUGAAGGGUGUGAGUGGUGCUUUCAGGCCAGGUGUUCUUACAGCUUUAAUGGGUGUUAGUGGUGCUGGAAAAACCACUCUGAUGGAUGUGCUGGCUGGUAGAAAAACAGGUGGAUACAUUGAGGGGGAUGUCAGAAUUUCUGGGUAUCCAAAGCAGCAAGAAACUUUUGCUAGAAUUUCAGGAUACUGUGAGCAAAAUGACAUUCACUCUCCACAUGUUACUGUCUAUGAAUCCUUAGUCUACUCAGCUUGGCUUCGUUUACCUUCUGACGUCGACUCUGAAACCAGAAAAAUGUUCGUUGAAGAAGUCAUGGAGCUUGUGGAGCUGAAUCCACUAAGGCAAGCACUAGUCGGGUUGCCUGGGGUGAACGGUCUGUCUACUGAACAGCGGAAGCGGCUAACCAUUGCAGUUGAACUAGUAGCAAACCCCUCUAUAAUAUUCAUGGAUGAGCCAACUUCAGGUCUAGAUGCAAGAGCUGCUGCAAUUGUAAUGAGAACAGUUAGGAACACUGUAGACACAGGAAGAACUGUUGUGUGCACCAUCCAUCAGCCAAGCAUUGACAUAUUUGAAGCCUUUGAUGAGUUAUUCCUGAUGAAGAGAGGAGGGGAAGAGAUAUAUGUCGGGCCAUUGGGUCGCCAUUCUUGCCAUCUGAUUGAAUAUUUUGAGGGAAUUGAAGGAGUCAGUAAAAUUACAGAUGGUUAUAAUCCAGCAACUUGGAUGCUGGAAGUUAGCAGUUCUGCCCAAGAGUUAACUUUGGGGGUUGAUUUUGCUAACAUUUACAGGAAUUCAGAUCUCUACAGGAGAAAUAAGGAAAUGAUUCAGGAAUUAAGCAAGCCUGCUCCUGGUACAGAGGACCUCUACUUCCCUACACAAUACUCGCAGCCCUUCUUAACCCAAUGCAUAGCUUGCCUAUGGAAGCAAUCUUGGUCAUACUGGCGGAAUCCACCAUACACCGCCGUAAGAUUUUGGUUCACUACCUUUAUUGCCUUGAUGUUCGGGACGAUUUUCUGGGACCUUGGCACCAAAACGGAAAGGCAAUCAGAUCUUUCCAAUGCGUUGGGUUCAAUGUACGCAGCUGUGCUUUUCCUUGGGCUGCAAAAUGCAACAUCCGUGCAGCCAGUUGUUGCUGUUGAAAGAACUGUCUUUUAUAGAGAGAAAGCUGCUGGAAUGUAUUCUGCAAUGCCCUAUGCUUAUGCACAGGCCUUGAUUGAGAUUCCAUAUAUUUUUGUUCAAACUGUAGUCUACAGUGUUAUAACAUAUGCAAUGAUUGGGUUUGAAUGGACCGCUGCCAAGUUCUUUUGGUAUCUAUUCUUCUUGCUCUUCACAUUGUUGUAUUUCACCUACUAUGGAAUGAUGACCGUUGCUGUGACGCCAAACCACCACAUUGCAUCAAUAGUAUCCUCUGCAUUCUAUUCAAUAUGGAGUCUGUUUUCAGGAUUCAUGAUUCCAAGAACUAAAAUGCCUGUGUGGUGGAGAUGGUACUACUGGGGAUGUCCAAUAUCAUGGACCUUGUAUGGAUUACUAGGGUCACAGUUUGGUGAUGUAAAGACAAUGCUGGGGAAUACUGGGCAAACAGUGGAGGAAUAUGUGAAUGACUACUAUGGUAUUAAGCAUGAUUUUCUUGGAGUAGUUGCAGGUGUUGUUGUUGGGAUCACUGUACUCUUUGCAUUUACUUUCGCCAUUUCCAUCAAGGCCUUCAAUUUCCAGAAACGAUAGAAAUUUGCUUUGCUUUGCUAAUUGAAGGCUUUAGCUGCUUACUUCAAGGCAGAAGCUGCAAACUAUGAGUUUGUUAGUGUAAUAUGCAUUAAAUUACAUUCUUUUUAUUAGUAUUA
Messenger RNA from Manihot esculenta (cassava), 4707 nucleotides. RefSeq names its product pleiotropic drug resistance protein 1. Bases 155 to 4591 code for a protein of 1478 amino acids. The transcript is spliced from 23 exons. Gene Ontology annotation, molecular function: ATP hydrolysis activity; ATP binding; ABC-type transporter activity. The record is from RefSeq and is a predicted model, not a curated record. Gene Ontology annotation, cellular component: membrane. NCBI's taxonomy places the organism in Eukaryota, Viridiplantae, Streptophyta, Magnoliopsida, Malpighiales, Euphorbiaceae.